Messenger RNA from Pseudovirgaria hyperparasitica, 1372 nucleotides. RefSeq names its product inhibitor of apoptosis repeat-containing protein. The transcript is spliced from 2 exons. The record is from RefSeq and is a predicted model, not a curated record. Bases 194 to 1261 code for a protein of 355 amino acids. NCBI's taxonomy places the organism in Eukaryota, Fungi, Ascomycota, Dothideomycetes, Acrospermales, Acrospermaceae.
AGAAACCAUUGGAAAUUUGGCCCUCUUGGAAUUGCUCAAGACUCUACACAAGUGAAAAGCUCUCAAUUCUCCUACAUUUCCCGUUCUCAGAAAUUAAAAAUCUGCACUGUGGCGUCUGCAAUUCGCGGCCAAACCUCACAACAAACGCGACGUGAACCAACAACAACAACCUCAAUCUCAUCAACAUUUCAUCAUGGCCGGACCUGGUGAUAUGACUACCCUUAUUGGACGUCUUGCCUCUUUCGAGAGUGCUCAGCAAGUGCCCAAAAGACGCUCCUCCUCCACCCGUAAGAAGGCUGCGGCCGCUUCAACCGUGACGUGGCCUCAUUCCUCACCAGCACCUGAAGAGCUUGCUCAUGCUGGAUUCUAUUGGAAGCCACUACCAGACUGCCUUGAUAACGUCAGAUGCUUUCAGUGCGAUGCAAACAUUGAUGGCUGGGAAUCUACUGACAAUCCUACUGAUGAACACCUCGCCCUCUCACCUCACUGUGCUUGGGCAAUCAUUCAAGGAAUUCGUAUGCGCAUCGACAAUGCAGACAGAGUCGAAGAUGAUCCGAUGUCGGAGGCUAUGCUUGAGGCUCGCAUUGCAACCUUUGGAGGUCGCUGGCCAUAUGAGAAGAAGAAGGCCUGGAAGCCUAAAACUAAGAAGCUUGCCCAAGCAGGCUGGUUCUACGACCCAAGCCCUACUGAUCCUGAUGGCACCUCUUGCGCAUAUUGCAGUCUCUCUCUCGAUGGCUGGGAACAGAAGGACGACCCUGCGGAAGAACAUAAGCGCAGAUCACCAGACUGCCCUUUCUUUGCGAUGACUGAACAGAAGAAGACUAAAGCCGGUCCCUCGAAAGCAAAGAAGCUCUCCACCGCAUCUAGCCGUGCCUCCCCUACUCGUGCGGGCACCAAGCGCACCCGUGACGGCACUCCAAAGGAGCCAACUCCAGAGCUAGACCUCUCAUUCAACAUUGAUGAGCUCGAUGGCCAGUCGUCGGACAUCAUGUGUACUACUCCACAGCUGUCUUGGACUGCCAUCGACGUAGAGAACAUCAUGCUCAUGGAGCCGAUUAAGAGCCGAUUUGAAAAUGUCGUGGGUGACAUCAGAAACCACCUUACCGCGGCUGAAAAAGCAAUGACCGUCGCUGAAUUCGUGGAACACACUGCAGAGAUUGCUGAAAAGCGCUUUUUGGAGCAGGCAGAGAAGGCUAUCUUGGCCUUCGAGGCGGAAGGAUUGAGAGCCAUACGUGUCUUGGAAGGUUUGAAAGUGGUAUGAGGGGUCGGUUUUGCAUAAAUUUUUGGGCAGGGCGCGUCGGUUUAAAAGAUACCCAUUGUAGCGUUCAGCGAUUGUAAACAACAAGCAUGAUAUCAACAUGUUCAUUCACCG